AGAAACAGGGCUUGGUUCUGUCAGACUUCAUCCACAUAAAAGCCCAGGCUGCCAUUGGAGAACCCGUUGGCAAGACGAGCGAACAGGAGGAAGACGCAGGAGAUAUAUAGGAAACGCAGUGUCCAUCACUUCAGCCGAUGUAACCAGACAGCUUAUGCUGGACUCAGUUAUUAUAUAGCAGCAACUUCGUCAUAAAAAAAGAGGCAGAGGAAGGCGAGAAAAUGGGACAUACUGCAAUACCUAUAUUGAUGGCUGUAUUGUCAUUAUGCGUGCGGAAAAACGUCGAGGCUUUGGCCAUGGCCGAGGUGAACGGGCCAGUCCCCCAGGUGGCCGAGCCGCAGAUUGCCAUGUUCUGUGGCCGUCAGCUCCUGCACAUGAACACACAGACCGGCCAGUGGGAACCGGAUCCUCAGGGCCGCCAGGGCUGCUUCAAAGAGCCCAGCCAAAUCCAGUCCUACUGUCAGGAGAUGUACCCAGGGCUCUCAAUCUCCCAUAUAGAGGAGUCCAAAAGACCAGUCACCAUCCCUGCCUGGUGUAAGAAAGGUUGGGGGCACUGCCAGACACACCCGUUCAUAGUCCUGCCCUACCGCUGCCUGGAGGGCGAGUACGUAAGCGAAGCCUUGCUCGUGCCCGACCGAUGCCGUUUUCUCCACAAGGAGCAGAUGGAUGUCUGCGAGAGUUUCGUGUACUGGCACAACAUUGCUAAGGAGGAGUGCACUUCAGACAAUCUGGAGCUCCACAGCUACGGGUUGCUGCUGCCAUGCGGGGACCAUUACCGGGGUGUUGAAUACGUGUGCUGCCCAGGACGCGGAAGUUCUGGUGAUAAAGGAGACGCAGAAGAAAGAGACGUCCCUGCUGGUCCUAAGACACUUGCAUUCCAGACGAGUGGAAAACUCAGCUCUGUAACCAAAGUGACAGCACCCACUCCAAGCCCCUUUCCUGAAAUAGAUCUUGAUGAUGAUUUGGAAUUUGAAGAUAAUGAAGUGGUAGAAGACGAAGACGAGGACGAGGAGCAGGAGGAAGAGGAGGAGGAAGAAGUUGAUGAGGAUGAGGCAGAAGGAGAGGAGGAAGAAGAGGAAAUGGCCACGAAGGAUACAGAGUAUGAAUACCCUAUCGACUCGGGUCCCUACCAAACAUCGGACUACUUGGACACCUUCUACUAUGAGAAAAGCCAAAAACCCACCACCUCUUCUCCUCUGAUGAAGGGAGACAGCCUGACUACAGCUAGGCCCACAGAUGGUGUCGAUGUUUAUUUUGAGAAGCCAGUAGACGACACUGAACAUGCCAACUUCCUUCGUGCCAAAACAGACCUGGAGGAACGCAGGAUGAAGCGCAUCAAUGAGAUCAUGAAGGAAUGGGCAGAAGCAGACAACCAGUCAAAAAAUCUGCCAAGGUCAGAGAGACAGGACCUGAAUGAGCAUUUCCAGUCUGUGCUGCAGACGCUGGAGGAGCAAGUCGCUGGAGAGAGACAGAGACUUGUGGAGACUCAUCUUGCCCGAGUUGAGGCCAUUCUCAACAACAACCGCCGCCUGGCCCUGGAGAACUACCUGACAGCUGUACAGUCUGAUCCCCCUCAGCCAGAGCGUGUGCUGCAGGCGCUGAAGCGCUACAUGGCUGCAGAGCAGAAGGACCGCAGACACACACUGAGACAUUACCAGCAUAUUGUGGCAGUUGACCCCCAGAAGGCCGAGCAGAUGAAAUUCCAGGUGUACACACACCUUCAUGUGAUUGAGGAGAGAAUGAACCAGAGUCUUGCCCUGCUUUACAAGGAUCCUACACUGGCUGAGGAACUGCACAGUGACAUUCAGGAGCUGGUCAGAGCAGAGCGAGGUGACAUCAGUGAGCUGAUGACCACCUCCUUCUCUGAGACUCGCACGACUGAGGAGCUUCUGCCUGCUGACAGCGAGGAGGAGAAGGAUGAUGAAGAAGAAGAGGAGAGAGCCUUCCAGAACAGGCCCUAUCCCCCUCGCAUUGAGCUGCAGCCUAACAACAAGAACGAUGAUGAAUAUGAUUACACUACAUCUGAGAGAGGCCCUACUUAUGAAUAUGAGGAAAAGAUCAACACGUCUGUAGAGCUCAAGCAGGAGAUCAGACCUAAUGAGAUCGCUAGAGAUGAACUGCAGCCUGAUGCGUUGGAGACAUUUAACCGUGGUGCCAUGGUGGGCCUGCUGGUCGUAGCUGUUGCUAUCGCCAUGGUGAUGGUAAUAAGCCUGCUGCUCGUGCGCAGGAAGCCAUACGGCACUAUCAGCCAUGGCAUUGUUGAGCAGGUUGACCCGAUGCUCACGCCAGAAGAACGACAGCUCAACAAAAUGCAAAACCAUGGCUACGAAAACCCCACCUACAAAUUCUUUGAACAGAUGAACUGAAGCGUCGGGGCAGCCAGCAAGUCAUGCCUGACCACACGUUGCGUCCCUCGACUCCUCCCAACAGUGAUGUCCCAGCUACACUCCCUAUGUUGGAUUUAUGAUAUGUCGCAAAUGUAAAGUAACUGAAUAAGUACGGGGGUACUUCCCAAACCCACUGUAAAUGACCCGACAACAACCAAUCAUCCGAUUCAUCACCUAUAAUGUAAUACUCCUUUGGCUUAGAGUCUGAGGAUGUUUCUUUGCAUUAGCAGUGUCACAACAUUUCAUAAUCCUAAAACCAUUCACCUCCUCCCAGUGGCAUGACUUGACCUACUGCUCUUCGUGAGAAGCUGAAUUUGAACGGUGCAUAAUGCUUUAUAGUAUUUAUUUUCAGUAGUAGUGUCUCUGUUCAGAUUGUACCACAGUUAGAUGUGAUGUAUCUGUGUAGAUGAGUGUGAGUGACAGCUGAGUUUAAACAUGGCAUAAAUCCCAAUUUAAGUAAGAGUUAGUGAUAAAAACAAAAACAUUUCCAGUGUAUUCUUAAACUAAACUUACCUCCAUGAGCUACUGUUUCAUCGCACAGUGCAAAGCACGACUACAUUAGGCAAGAAUGGGGAGGUGUUAACUUUGAAUGUGUCAGACAUUAGGCUUUGAUUGGAAACACAGAAAUAGGCCACACUAAUCGAUACAGAGCUAUGUGCUGGUGGUACAAAAGAAAAAUGUUUUUUUUUAAAAAACAACAAAAAAAAAACACCAAAUAUUUAAUUUAGCUUAUUUAGUCAGUGAAUGAGUUUGUUUUAUUUGUUCUGCUAUCUAAAGAACUGUAAAACAGAAUAAUCAGAAGUCCGUUAUUUUGAUGAAAGCAUGACAACUUGGUGUAUGAUGCUGCAGUAUUUAUUUGUGUUGUUCCUGUCAUUGCUUUUGAAAAGUCGGAAAUGUCACAGUUCAAAAUGGACACUGUAAAUAACGUAAGAAGUACAUACUGCUAGAUGUAGACAUUUCUAUGAUUAAUUUGCAUUGAUGUAAUGGAAUAAUACAUAAAAAUAGUACAUUGUGCUGUUAUGAGAAGGAGAAACAUUUUCCUAACAUGGCUGAUUGAAAACGGACUGUUGUAAAAACCAGCACAAGACAACGACACAGCAACUACUUUCUGAAUGUAUUUAAGGUAGAUGUUGAGGCUCCAUCUUCUUUUCGGUACUGCAUCAUUCCCUUAGAAAACCUUAGUAGGAGUAGUUAACUUCAGCACCUCCAACAGACUACAUGCCUGAUGCCCUUUCUCAUCACCUUGUGUAGCAGCCUGUUCAUCGUCACAUCUUUUGGCAGGUUUGAAUUAGAGCGGAGCGGCUUAACGGUUAGACGUAUCGUACCGCACAGAGCAGUGAGUGGAAAGAGGGCACAGCUAUAGUAAUGUGAAGUGUCAGCGUGUGCAGUAACUCCCAAAAAACUGACCACACUCUGGCAUGAUAGUCGUACUGUUUAACACCUUUGAACACUACAACAUUUGAGCGUUAGUAAUCUAGUAUAGACGCUGUACUUAAGUUCCUAUCAUCAUCAAGAAGCUUUUCACUAAAUGAUUCAUGGUAGUUUGUCAUAUUUAUGAACAACAUACUACACCAUAUAGGUACUACAAAAAGGGACUGUCCCCCCUUUUUUUCUGAUUAAUUGUUAAGUGCUUAGUGUAUCGAUUUGAUUUCAUUUAGCAACAUCGUGUCACAUCGUCUAGGUUAAAAAGGUCACGUUGUGGGAUGUUGCUUUUGAUUCAUCAGUCUUUAACUAUGUGCGACAUAGUGCAGAAAAUCAGUACCAAAAUCAGGUUAUAGUUUGUUUAUUUCUGGGUGACAUUUACUGUAAAAACAAAAAACAAAGACAGCAAGAAAGAAAAGCAGCUUUUGUUCACUGUAACGAGCGUUAGAUUUGUUUUUGUGUGAAGCUUGUUUUGAAAUAAGCGAGAGAUUUUGACUAUUGGACUAUCCAAUCUUCUGUUUCUUCUUGUUAGGUGCGUUCAUUGCAGGUUGCGGUCGUGUUAUGACAGGUAAAGAGAAGUCAUAGCUCCUGUAUAAUUUGUACAGCUACGUUAGUGAAUGAAAACAUUGUACGUUCGCAGUUUAAGUCAGUUGAUCUUGUAAUGAUACUACUGAAACCAUAGAUGAGAAUAAGCUUGCCUGUGUUUCCCAAACCACUGAAGGUUUCCUACCAGCAUUUAGCAGACUUAGAACGGUGUAUACUGUAGUUACUCAAAUCACAUUUGUACUUAUGUCCUCUGUCGAAUUCUAGACUUCUUUGUUGGUCUGUCCCCCUUACUUCCCAAUGAACUAUAAACAAUGUUAUUGAAAUUUUAAUUGCUGCAUUAUUGCCUUUUACAAUGCUGUGUUUUGGAUGUAAUGAUUCUGUAUUUUUUAUUUGUAUGUAAUAAUCAUUUGGAUCAAGGGUCGUGCUUUUCACGUGUAAUUUUAGAAGCUUGGACAAGAAACACUGACAAGUAAAUGUGAACUACAGACAGACACAUUGCCUCUGCCUAAUUGACAAGGGGUGGCACUAAGCACAAGAUGAGCCAAAUUGAUCUAAUUGCGUACAGAUUGCUAAAUGUUAGACACCGAUCCCGUCUGUCUGGAUUCAAUUAUACUGCAGAAUUUUAGGGGUGUUGAUAGUAAUGUUGGUCUUCAUUUUCAUUAAGAGUUUUAACCAAAGACAUGAUCCAUAAAUAAUGAGACAGAUCAUCAAAUUUGGCAAACUGUUUUCCUGUGUAACUGUACUGCAAGCAAUCUGACAAACUGAAACUGGUGAAGCUAAUUAACAGUCUAAUAAAAAUGAGUGACCCAUAAAA
Molecule: messenger RNA, 5169 nt
Organism: Oreochromis niloticus (Nile tilapia)
Lineage: Eukaryota; Metazoa; Chordata; Actinopteri; Cichliformes; Cichlidae
Gene: aplp1
Product: amyloid beta (A4) precursor-like protein 1
Exons: 17
Coding region: 222-2366 (714 amino acids)
Biological process (GO): axonogenesis; central nervous system development
Cellular component (GO): plasma membrane; Golgi apparatus
Molecular function (GO): alpha-2B adrenergic receptor binding; alpha-2A adrenergic receptor binding; heparin binding
Source: RefSeq, a predicted model, not a curated record